AUGAUCAAAUCCAUCAUAGGAGGUAUUGAUCGUCUUGCUUGGAAGACUGUUCUAGAGAAGUGGGAGGAACCGACGAUCAAGGAUGAAUCAGGCGAGCGAAUUCCCAAACCUGAGGCAGACUGGACUGAUGAAGAACAAAAGAGAUCAAAGUACAACUCAAGAGCGUUACGUGCUAUUCAAUGCAGUGUUGGGAGAAAACAGUUCGAGUUGAUUCAGGGAUGUGAAACUGCUAAAGAUACAACUCAAGAGCAUGAGAUAUCCUUCAAAUUCAUUAUGAAGACUUAUAAGGAUCAGAAGUUAGUCAAAAAGUUCUUAAGGUGUCUUCCAUCAAGGUUCAUGGGAUACAAAACAGCUUUAACCGUCUCUCAAGAUUUAGACAAUCUCAGUUAUGGUGAAGUAGUCGGAAUGCUACAGGCACACGAGAUGGAACUUAAUGGAAUUAAGAAACCAAAAGGAAUAGCUCUAGCAGUUAGCAAAGACAUAACUGAUCAAGGAGAAGAAGAUGUUGUGAGCCUGCUGGUAAGAAGAUUUGAUCGAGCUUUAAGAAGGGUAGAACAAGGUCAAGGUCAAAAGAAGAGUAAUUCAUUCAAGAAGACAAGUGAAGACAAAAAGGCUGAUUUACAGUGUCAUGAAUGUAAGGGAUUCGGUCAUUUUGUUCGAGAGUGUCCAACAAUCAAGUUGCGAGAGGCCAAGUGCACAAUCUGUAAAGGGACUGGACACACACAUGAGGAAUGUGUGAGUAACUCUAAAGUCAAGAAAGAAAAGUCUAUGAUUAGCAUUGAGAAUGAAUCAGAUAGUGAUAGCAGCAGCGAAGAAGAACUCAUUAAUUUAGUGGCUAUGGUGGGAAUCACCGAAUUUGAGAAUGGGGAAGAGAAUGAAUUGGUGGAUGAGAAAAAGCUUGCUAAAGAUUCGCUAGAUCUGAUGAAAGAAAAAUUGGUCUUAUCGGCAAAAGCAGACAAGCUUGAAGAAGAACUACUUAAAGAAAAGAAAAAAUCCGCACAACUGCAAUCUGAAUUAGAUCAACAACAUAGGAAGAUUCAUAUGUUUGCAGGAACAAAGCAACUUGACAAAAUUUUGAGCUAUGGGAGAACUGAGAAGACUCAUAGAGGAUUAGGCUUUAAUGAGAACAAGGGAGCUAAAUCACAGACAACCAAAUUUGUAUCUGCUGGAACCUAUCAAUCUGAGAAGGAGGUGUCUACUGGUGGUUCUAAUGGAUCUUUGAGUUGUUAUUUUUGUGGAAAAAUUGGUCACUACAAACGGUUCUGCUACAAAUAUUGGCAAAAGGUCUGUACAUUAAAGCAACAAGGAAGGUUCUUCUGGAAUAGAGUUAGAAGACAAGUUUGGAUGAAGAAAACUGACCUAUAUCAAUUAGGGUCAAUGGCAGCUUCUGGAUCAGGAUUUAGAUGCAAUAUGGCCAUGAUUACUGAAGAACAAAAAGAAACAGAACCAAGAUGCGAUAUGGCUAUGAUUACUGACGAACAAGAAGACACGGAGCCCUGGUUUUUUGAUAGCGGUUGCUCAAGACAUAUGACUGGAACCAAGAGUAAUUUACAGAAUAUUAAGAAAUUGAAAGGAGGUACAAUAACAUUUGGAGAUGGAAGUCAUGGUCUCAUACAAGGCAAAGGUAUAACACGUGAUACAGAACUUCCACAACUUGUGAAUGUCUAUCUUGUUCAAGGACUGCGUGCAAACCUAAUAAGCAUUAGUCAACUGUGUGACGAAGGAUUGUCAGUUUUAUUCACAAAAACCGAUUGCAAAGCACUGGAUGAGUCAGGUAAUGUCAAGUUAUAUGGUGUAAGAUCUGGAAAUAAUUGUUACAUGUGGGAGAAACAGUCAAUCAAAUGCUACAGUGCUCGUGGGAGUAUAGAUCUAUGGCAUCAACGACUUGGACAUAUGAAUACAAGAAAUCUUGCUACUCUUGUGAAUAAAGAGAUAAUUCGAGGAGUACCUAAGCUUAAAGGAGAAGACAAUAUGGUGUGUGGUCCUUGUAAUCAGGGAAAGCAAGUCAAAAUUCAGCACAAAAAGGUUCCAGAUGUUCAGUCAAAAUCAGCUUUGGAUCUAAUUCACAUGGAUUUAAUGGGACCAAUGCAAGUGGAAAGCUUAGCAGGAAAGAAAUACGUGUUUGUACUAGUUGAUGACUACUCUAGAUACACUUGGGUUCGUUUUAUUCGUGAGAAGUCAGAUACGAUAGACAGCUUCAAGAUUUUAGCUUUACAACUACUUAAUGAACGAGGAGGAAUCAAGAAAGUUCGAAAUGAUCAUGGUGGAGAAUUUCAAAAUGAGGCUAUGAAGGAGUUUUGUGAACAACAUGGGAUUUCACAUCAAUUCUCGGCACCAAGAACUCCACAACAGAAUGGAGUAGUAGAAAGAAAGAAUAGAACUCUUCAGGAAAUGGCAAGAGCAAUGAUACAUGGAAAACAAGUUCCUAAGAAAUUCUGGGCUGAAGCUUUAAACACUGCAUGUUAUAUAAUUAACAGAGUCUAUGUUCGAAGAGAUACUACAAAAACACCUUAUGAGUUGUGGAGAGGCAAAACACCAAAUCUGAGCUACUUUCAUGUGUUUGGGUGCAGAUGCUACAUCUUAAAUGACAAGGAUUAUCUUGGUAAAUUCGACUCCAAAAGUGAUGAAGGCAUGUUUUUGGGUUAUGCCGAGAGUAGUACAGCAUUUAGAGUUUACAACAAGCGUACAGGUUUAAUCAUGGAAUCAGUGAAUGUGGUUUUUGAUGAUCAAUCUGUAGCUGUACGAGGUGAUGAUUCAGACAGUGAUUCAGAACAGGUAAGUAUCACUAAGGCACACAAUGAAGGUUCUGAGUUGGACAUUCCUGUUACAAAACCAGAAGAAGUACAACAAGUUCAUAAGAAUCAUUCUGCAUCUGAUGUCAUUGGAGACUUGAAUGAGAAAAUGAAGACUCGAGGAGUACAGAUUGACUUUAGGAAGAUGACAAGUUACUUUACAACUCUGGAAACCGUUUUCUAUGAGUGUUGUGUCGAUGAUUGA
Camelina sativa (false flax) is the source of this 2997-nucleotide messenger RNA. NCBI's taxonomy places the organism in Eukaryota, Viridiplantae, Streptophyta, Magnoliopsida, Brassicales, Brassicaceae. The record is from RefSeq and is a predicted model, not a curated record.